AUGAACUAUGUGCUCGAUGGAAAUAGCUCUCAGCACUUGAGGAAAGUGGCUACAGUGAGAGAAAAUGUCUCUGGGAGGAAACUAGAGUUAUGGUCAAACCAAGUUGGUCUGCAGUUCUCUAGUGGUGGCAUGUUGAAUGCUACAAAGGGUAAGAAUGGAGCCAUUUAUGAUAAGUAUGGUGGCAUUGCCUUGGACACACAGGACUUCCCUGAUUCUGUGAAUCAUCCAAAUUUCCCAUCACAGAUUGUGCGUCCCGGUGAGACAUACAAGCACUACAUGAAAUCGGGCUUUGCAGAAGAAGUAAUCAUGCAUAUUAGUGGACAAAAACCAGAACAAAAAGAGUGA
Messenger RNA from Sphenostylis stenocarpa, 345 nucleotides. NCBI's taxonomy places the organism in Eukaryota, Viridiplantae, Streptophyta, Magnoliopsida, Fabales, Fabaceae. The record is from the annotation of a GenBank genome assembly.